Messenger RNA from Spodoptera exigua (beet armyworm), 6064 nucleotides. NCBI's taxonomy places the organism in Eukaryota, Metazoa, Arthropoda, Insecta, Lepidoptera, Noctuidae. The record is from the annotation of a GenBank genome assembly.
UUCACGUUGUCAAUAGUAGCCAAAACAUUCUCACGUGUGCGGUGUGGAUUUUUAUAAAUAUUAAUUAAACUUUUAAUGCAGCAAUAUGGGUAAACGUAAAUUCGAAAGCGAAAAAGAUAAAUCACCUAAAAAGCCUAAAAAGUCUGAUUCUGAAAGCAUUGAAAAUGGAACCGAUGAACAACCUCAAAACGAGGCGGGACUUGAUAAUAAACCUGCAUUUACAUCUAAAAAGGACGGUUUUGAUGUCAAAUAUUUUCGUAAAGAACUAUCAGCAAAACCAGGCCAGACUAUGGCUUUAACACAAUUUCUACAAGUCUGUCUAAAUCCCGACAGUUCUGCUGAAUACCUGCUAGAAUAUCUCAAGUGUGGUGGCAAUUCACAUGAAAUACUGCGACAGAUAACUGCAGAUAGUAAGAAAAAUCUGACUCUAGCCACCCCAGCAUUCCACAUCUUUCACCUUAUCAUCGUAAAGGUACAGUCUUCCCUUCCUCAUAUGAUAUCCAUCACAGAGGAGGCGUGCCGUUACUUCCUGAACACAUUCAUGUCUACUAUUGAGAUUAUGAUCAGUGAGAGUUCUGGUCCUCGACACAGGAAAGUAGUCCUUAAAUUGUUGACAUCUAUGGUCACAUUAAAUUCAGAUCUAGGAGUUGAAGUGCUCAAUCAGGCACCAUUAACUCCAAAACAUUUACAGCAUGUGGUUGAAAAGCCUAACUUCAAAGAAAAGGAUAACGUAAGGACAACAUUUGUUCACUUCAUGACAUCAUUCCUGAUAGAAGGCCACUUGCCAUUAAUCAAAGCUCUCCUAGAGAAGCAAGGCUUGCUGGCUCUUGUCAUACCCGGCUUGAUCAAUGAUGAACCAGAGGCUGUGUUGAUAUUUUUAAACAUUUUGAAAAAGAAUGUUGUAGAUAAUGCACUAAUUUCAAAAAGUCUCAAGUUAAAAACUUUCAGUCAUCAAGUUUUGCAUAAUCUCUUUAAAGUCUUCUCUUGGAAAGGUCCUCCAGAGUUAAGCCAAGAAGUAAGGAAUGAGUUACGUCCUGACAUAAUGAAUCUACUCAGUGAUAUACUGCUUACAUUAUUUACAUCCCACAAAACUGGUCUCUACUUCAUUGACAAUUCUCUAGGAACAGUUGAUGUGAAUAAAAAUCAGAAUCUGUAUAAAGCUCUGCUGAGCCUGAAGAGGCCAUGGGAGAAUGACAUUGAAUGUGAGGUUAUCUUGAAUGUCAUCUACAAGUGUCCUGACCUUCACCGAGCUGUAUGCAGUGUCAUAGAACAAAGCUUUGACCCUCAACAUUCUCCAAUAUGGGAAAGAACUAUAGAUUUUACAGUCAAGCUUUUAAAUAAAUUGAGACCAGAGGAUAUGGUGUCUAGAAUGACUCACCUAAAUCCUGUACAAAUUGCAAAUUUCAUCAGAUUUGUAACUUUACCAGUUCCUUUACUAAGGUUUAUUAAUGUCAGUUUAGGGAAGGAUCAAAUUGUGUCCCUGUAUUGUGUCAGAGUUCUUGUCAAGAUGUUGCAAUGUCUCAAGAGGUACUUACAGAUAUUGGAGAGCAAAGAAACACCACAGACUGCUGAUUUAAAAAACAAGUUGGAAUAUUUUAUCCCUAAACAUUUACCUACACCUGCUACUAUAGUAAUGUUAAUAGACAAUGUCACAUCUGGUAAAACAGAAGCAGAGAACACUAAAGACUAUAGACUUCCCAAAAUUAAUGAUACAGAUGCUCUCAUAUCCCUAGUUGAUCUCCUUCUACUGUACAAUGACAUCCAUCCAGCAUAUUUUGAAACUUUGGAAGGUAGUAUAGAUAUGAAGAAAAUAUUAGAUUUUUCAAAAACAUUGGAAACUGGUCACAUUGCUCUGUUGAAAUUUAAAAUUGUAUCUCUUUGGCUAAAAUUGGAUAGUACAGCAAUAUCAUUGAAGAACCCAAUGUUUAAGGAACUUUUCUUAAUAAUGUUAGACGUGUAUAUGAGUGAAGAGGACGACACGUGGAUCGAAGCUAAGGAUACUUUACGUAUUUACUUUAAAAAUACGGCAAUCUUUGAAGGCGAUGAAGACGAAAUACAUUUGAUAUUGUACACAUUAAGAAAUGCUAGAGUGAACCCAUCCACUUUGAUUAGCGACAUUGUAGAAUACAUUCUAGAAAACAUUACAGAUUUGACAGAGUAUGUGAGAAACCAGUUGGUGCACUUUGAAAUAUCUUCAGAAAAUACUGAAGAUAGUUUGAAGAAGCUGUUUAAUGACCUAAUGGAGAAUAAGACUACAGAAGAUAAUGUGUUUUUGGAAAGUAGAAUGCCUUCGCCAUUUAUUGUGGGUUGCAUGCAGUACUUGCAGUCAAACAAAGAUGCUAAGAAGAACCUUAAACAUUUUCUCUCACUUUACAUUGUUAAUUUACUUCAUUGCAAUUACUCGCCUGAGUUAACUGAAGUAUUAAUUGGAGAUUGUAAAUUAGAUGCCAGAAAUUACGUCGCGAGCUGGACAGGGCAACCAGUAGCUAUCUCCGACGCCAUUGUGGGCCAAGACAAUGUUCUGAAAACCAUAUCAAGUUCCAUAGUCGAUAGUGAAGAAGUUUCUUUAAAAGAAGUGUUCCCGUUUUUGGAAGAGGUUUCAGAUGACGGCGAUGUUGUAAUCAAUGAUAUUCAUUAUAGAUUCGUCUCUUCAAAAGUAGUGGACGAUUCGGAAAUGUUUAUGUGGGCAAAGUAUUUGAUAUUUUGUAUUGUGAGACUUACAAACAUUGGGCAGUUGAGUGAAGAGCAGCAGAAACGAAUAACUGACUACUUUCAGUGCAUUAUCGAAAUCGGUAAAAAACAGCUCUGUGUUGAUGUAUGUCGAACGAUAGUACUGACCUUAUUUAAAAACCCGCAGUUUCUUAAAAUAUACAAACCUCUCAACAUUGGCAAAGACUCAUCAAGUUUACAUGCAACCGAAUUUCUUCUACAAGUCCUGACAAAUAACACAGACAUUGUAAAUUAUUUAAAUAACAAACAUAAACUUUUAAAUACUUAUCAACAAAAGAAUUAUCACGAAAUCACUAAAGCUUUCAUCAAGAUUAAUAAAAGGAAGAAUGCAGACAGUCUGUACACAACACGCGUUUUAGAAAAAAUAGGAUUGUCUAAUGAAGAUGACAUCAAAUUAUUUAAUCUUAUAUUCAGCGUGGACACAGACGCUUGUUUGAGAGAUGACAAGGAACCCAGUUUAGUUCUAGAGUUGUUGAGAUAUUUGAUAGAGAAGUAUUCUGAAACAAUCAGUUUGGAGUUACAACCAAAUAUUUUAAAGAAAACCAUUUCCCUUUACACCGAUUUACUUUCGAACAAAGAGUGGAAUCCUAAUCUAACAAGUUUAGAGAACGCAUUAACGAAAUAUUUCGAAAACAAACCGCACCAAGCAUUGCGAGUGUCGGAAGAUGAUUUCAAAAAGUUCUUCUACUUCAAUAACUUGAGGAAGUCUACUGCGACCCUUGCAGCAGUAUUGUUGAAGUUUAACGUAAAAUUUUGCAACGUUUUUAAAGAUGAAAUCGUCCGUCCUGAGGUAUUAGCCCAACGAGAACUAACUUUACCUCUAGGUUCCGCAGUAAUCAACCACAAUCAGUUCUUGCUCGAUAACAAAGAAUUUUUAGCAACUAUAUUUAAUGAAUACAAAACUAAUAUUAUUAAAAUGGUCGAAAAACCUCACAAAGCUGGUCAAAUUUACGUGACGUGCUGGCAAUUUAUCAGAAAGUUGGUAAUCGAGUGUAUGGACGUCCAAGACUGUUUGAAGUUAUUUAAUAAAACCCAUAAAUUCGAAACAGUAGAGUGCAGUCAUGUUCAAAUAUUACAUAACAUAUUUUUGAAGAUAUGUGAAAAUAUUGCUAAGAAGGAACAUCUCCUAAACUACUUGUCGUGUAUGUUAAAUCUGGCGACUAUGGCUUUAAAGGAAAAUAAGAUAGAUGCUUUGAAUGAAAUUAUUACUUGUGUCCAUAGCAUUGUCCAAAUAUGUGGAAUUGUCGAAGGAUUAGAAACUGCCCAAAAGGAAGAUUUAAAAAAAAUUACCGAGGGUGCUAUAUGGCAGAACUUCUGUAAGGCAACGUUGAAAGAUUCUUUAAAAGUCAAAACGGCUGAUCAAGGUUAUACAAUCGGUCCAAAACUUCUCGCUUUACUAACAGGCCUAGUGAAACUUCUGUACCCAGACAACCACGACGAUAUAACGACUUUAUUUGACAUGGUGACAUCACAUUCAGAAUUCUUAAAUGUCAUGCUUAGUCUUUACAGCUCUGACAUCAAAUCUAGAUUGAUAGAGUUCCUAUACACGUUGAUAUUAAAGAACAAGUCUGUUAUGAAAACACAGCAUGUGCCCGUUUACCUAAGCGCAUACCACGCCACGAGAAGUCCGUGCGACAGGCUAAUUGUAGCCAUUUUACAUUUCUAUGAAACGAACGGUCAACCGGUCAACGAAUACAAACCUUACGUAUGGGGCGACUCUGCUGCUAAUUACUAUGCUGUCAAGAAGAACCGAUCAUCGUCACUGUGGUCCCACCCCACGCCGAAUCAAGUUCUCAAUCUAUUUGACAAAGAGAUUAUUGAAAGAACAGUUAGAAAAUUUCCAGUGUCACAAAAGUUUGAGUACCAUUAUGAAUUAAAUGCAAACAUAGGUGUGGCGCGUGAUGUAACAGAUUCAGUAAGGUCAGUGUUAAACGAGAUGAUGGAAGAUGGGGUGCUGAAGCCAGUAGUUACUAAAGAUGGUGAGGGUGCUGUGAGGAAUUUGGUUGUUAAAGGGAAGUAUGAAGGUGUAAUGUCUCAGUAUGCUGGAGGAGAUCUGCUACAUUCAUCGAACACAGACCAAGAUGAGGGGAUUUACGAUCCUAUGUUCGUGUUUCCCCUGCUGAGUCAUCUGCUGGCGCCGGGCUCGGUGGCGUCUUGCUUCAAGAUGCUGCGCAGUGGACUGCUGUCGGUGCCGGUGAUGGCGCUCAGCUCGCACUGCCCCAUGAUGCGGGCGGCCGCGUAUCACGUGCUCCACCGCUUCUGUAUGCUGCUGGAAACUGAAACACGACACAAAAACGACAAGCUGUUCCUGACGGACUUCAUUAGCACCUUGCGUCGUAGUCUCACAUCUGCCAUCACCAGCUCCGAACCGUUUGAGGGUCAGGACUUAAAGAAUCCGAAGCUUCCCGCCAUUGACGCUCUGUACCUCGCUCGGGCCCUCAUGGUCUCUACAGCGCCUUUCGACCCUCUAUACAAACCUGUCAACAACUUCCUGAUAGCCAAAAACUUUGUAGACUGUACUUUGGUACCUGAUUUUCUCAGCCUCUUCCACGACAGUGACGUGGAAGCUAUUGAACGGAGGCUUUGGAUACUUGAAAUCAUCAGAGAUGGAACUAAAACUAUGACAGACAUAGAUGUGGUAUUCAAAACAAUGUGCCUCAAAAUGAUCAUGGAUUUCUAUUCCUCGGUUUUAAGUGACAAGAAAGUAAAGGAAACAAUUUUGGGAGCACUGAGUUCCAUAGUAGCAGUGCCGAGAGCUUUCGAGAUACUGGUUGAAGGACAUGGUCUGCUGUCAUGGCUACAUUCAGUAGUGCGGCAGACAAGUGACAGGACGACUAUCAAAGCAAUAUUUAGGCUGAUCAACAACAUGAUAUACAGUAUGAAUAUUGCUGCACUCGCCAGGAAUAUAGCAGCUAAAAACGGGAAAGUAAACGAGUUCAUUGAAUUGAGAACCAACAAGGACGUAGAACAAGAAAUAUUAGUGAUACAUUAUGAUUUAUUGAAACAUCUAGAUGAUUUGGAAGUUGAAGAUGCGGCAUAUUACGUAAGAAUAUGUAGACUUAUGUCUAAGCGGAGUAUUAAAAGUUUAUCAAAGAAACAAAUGUUAAGUUUGGUGAAUAAAGUGGGUGUGUGGUUCAAGGAUAAUAAGGUUCAAGAAGUAACGAGGUUGUUAUCAAAAGCCUUGCUGGCUAGCGACGCUCUGGUGUUGAAAAGUCGGAACAUGGAGGUGAAUUUGGAUUGUGAAUAUAAAACAAGUUUAGUGAACACAUUGACAGAAGUUGUGCAGAUGUAUGUACUAUAAGAGAAAAAUAGGCUUGUUAUUAUUAUUAAUAUU